Beauveria bassiana ARSEF 2860 is the source of this 1836-nucleotide messenger RNA. Its product is annotated as putative MCD1/ SCC1/Rad21 protein. Gene Ontology annotation, cellular component: synaptonemal complex; cohesin complex. The transcript is spliced from 2 exons. Gene Ontology annotation, biological process: replication-born double-strand break repair via sister chromatid exchange; mitotic sister chromatid cohesion; synaptonemal complex assembly. Lineage: Eukaryota; Fungi; Ascomycota; Sordariomycetes; Hypocreales; Cordycipitaceae. The coding region runs from base 1 to 1836 and encodes 611 amino acids. The record is from RefSeq and is a predicted model, not a curated record. Gene Ontology annotation, molecular function: chromatin binding; protein binding.
AUGUUCUACUCAGAAACCCUUUUGCAGAAAUCCGGGCCCUUGGCCCGGGUCUGGCUUUCAGCCAACCUUGAGCGCAAACUCUCCAAGAAUCACAUCUUGCAAUCCAAUGUCACAGACAGCGUCGAAGCUAUCAUCACGCCGAAUCAGGCGCCAAUGGCUCUCCGUCUUUCUGGUCAGCUUUUGCUUGGUGUUGUCAGAAUUUAUCAGCGCAAGACGCGUUACUUGCUCGAUGAUUGCAACGAGGCCAUGAUGAAGAUAAAAAUGGCCUUUCGUUCUAGUGGAAACAACGACCUUGCUUCUAAUCUCCAGGUUUCCAACCGCGAGUCGCUGCUUUUGCCCGAUCGCAUCACGCCAUAUGACAAUCUCGACCUGCCUCCCCCCCCAGAUGCCUCAUGGCUUCUUUCGCAAGUUGACGACGUCACUGCAACUCCUGUUGGCCGUAAGGGUCGAACAAACAACCGCGAUAUCAAUCUCCAGGAAGACUUCGACAACAGCCAGUUUUUGAGAGGCCCAGGAGCCCUUGACGACGACCUGAUGCCCACCAUGGAUGACCUUGACCUGGAUCUAGAUUUUGGUGAUCUCGAGGGUGGUGUCAGCAAUAUGGAAAUUGGUCGAGAUGCACCCGCGCCUCGAGAUGUAGAAGACGACAUCUCCAGCGAAAUGGAAAUUGGCCUUGGCAAACCUGCUGAUGGCCCUUCUACAUUCGAUUUAGGUUCCGAUAACAUCCAGAUAAUCGACGGUGAUGGCGACUUACCUAUGCCUGAUGGCGACGAUUUUGGUUUCAACCUAGAGGACAUGUCCAAUGUACGCGAUCUCUCUGCGCUACCGCAGUCUCGCGCGAGAAUCUCGGAAUCGCCUCUGUCAGACAUCGACGAACACUUUGCCCGGGAAGUGGAGGAACAAUACGCUACCAUCACAGACAUGUACGAGCCUGCCGACGAAACAGAGACCACGACUGUUCGUCGCCCUGCACAACGCUCCAGAAAGCAGAAGAUUUUGAUGCCCGACGAGGAAAUUUCUCUCUCCAGCAGUCUCAUCAAGCAACAGCAAGCCAACCGUGAAAAUAUUAUCAAGCCAGCCCGUUAUGUUCCCCGCGAUCCUGUGAUGCUUGCUCUCAUGGACAUGCACAGGAACGGUGGCUUCGUAUCGUCAAUCAUGAUGGACGGCCGAAGCACUGCUUGGGCACCCGAGUUGCGCGGCAUGCUCACUCUGGAUAUGCUACGCGACGACCUCAAGAGAAAACGUGACAGUGGCAUUGCGGACGUCGAAAGUGAGCGCGGUGCCGCCAAAUCGCCUCGUCUGGAAUUUGACGAAGACACCAACAUCGGACUGGACAACAACUUUGCUGACCGCAGCAUUGGCCCUGAUGGCACCAUCAUUCAGCUCGGCGAUGACGGUGGCUUCGACAUUGGAGGCGAUGAUAGCGGCUUCCCAGACUUCAACGACACCACUGUGCCCAUUGUGCACCCUGAAGAGAGCGGACCCGUUUCUAUCGGCACCAAGCACGCCGUUCACAUCCUGCGGGAUCUAUUUGGAUCAGAAGCCGCUACUAGCGCCGAGAAGCGAACGCAAUCAACCGUUGUCUUCCAAGACCUCCUCCCCGAGAAGCGCACAACCAAAGCCGAAGCCACGAAAAUGUUCUUCGAGUGCCUUGUGUUGGCCACCAAGGACGCCAUCAAGGUUGAACAAGGUCCGGAGCUCGGGGAUAAUAUCCGCGUGCGCGGCAAGCGCGGGCUUUGGGGCGAGUGGGCAGAGAGAGAGGCCGGCGGCGAGAUUGCCCACAACGACAAUGAAUCGGCGCCCCUAGCUGCGCAUACCGUGGCCGUCGGCGCUUAG